Messenger RNA from Trachymyrmex cornetzi, 837 nucleotides. RefSeq lists its product as uncharacterized. Lineage: Eukaryota; Metazoa; Arthropoda; Insecta; Hymenoptera; Formicidae. The transcript is spliced from 3 exons. Bases 46 to 594 code for a protein of 182 amino acids. The record is from RefSeq and is a predicted model, not a curated record.
UAAAAUACUUAAAUUAAUACAAGAUGGCAUUCCUAAAUCAACAGAAUGAUCUACAGACCAAUUUCUACACACAAUUGGCACAUAAUUCACUGCAGACAGUCGCUACAUCUAAUUCGAUCCUCGGUCAUAUUAAGUCAGUACAUGAUCUUUCCACUCAAAUUAUUUAGCAAUGAUUUUGAUUCAAUUAUCUUUGAGCAGGACGCAACUGCGGAAAUCAUGAUAACGACACUUGGUAAAAUUCCAAAUGAAAUGUAUUAUUUGGAAGAUACAACUGCUGGUAAGAAAAUUGGCGCUUACAGCACCGAGUCGCGCACAAUACUGGAUCACAGUCAUACCACCCUGGCUUCGAUCGAAACCGUCAAAUCUGACGAAUACUCUGAACGUUCGACAUUGCUAAUCAUUUUGCUGACCACCCUCCUAAUUAUAUUAUUCAUGUGUUGCAUCACAGCGUGUAUAAUCGCGAGAUCCAGGAGCAGACACUCUUUCCUCGCGAAGAGCGACGUCGAGUGCAGUCCGGAUUGCGGGGGUGUAAACCAGCCUCUGCUGGACAAGGCUUCCGACACGACCACCAGAACUAGCUCGACGAGAAACUGAGGAGGGCCCAUCUUUACGUCAAGCGUCUUGAACAUUCCUCAACUUCAUUGAAGAACUCGACAAAGUACCUCGCUGAAGUAACCUCAAAAUUGUCACACAAAUUGUCGCGAGAUAUCUAUGCACGAAAGCGAGGAACGUAUCCCUACGUCCGAUAGAGAGACGAAAUCAGAAGGAAGGAGAAAAGGAAGGAGGAGAUGCGGAUGAGAAAUAAACAAUCUUGUGACAAGAGGUGGCUUACCAGGU